AUGGCCAGUGGGGAGGAUACGAUGAGUGGUGUCGUGGAUCCCGAGACGCUCUACACAAAGCAAAACUGCAUAGGUGGUGGUAGCUUUGGGAAAGUCUACAAGGGAGUCGACAAACGCAGUGGACAAGCUGUUGCUAUCAAAGUGAUCGAUGUCGAAAAUGCAGAGGACGAGGUCGAGGAUAUCAUACAAGAGAUUGCUAUUCUCUCAGAACUCCACUCCCCAUACGUUACUCAAUACCACGGAUCAUACUUGAAAGGCUCAGACCUAUGGAUUGUCAUGGAAUUCUGCGCUGGUGGAAGCUGUGGUGAUUUGAUGAAGCCCGGGUUAAUUGGAGAGGAAUAUAUUUCGAUCAUAAUACGCGAAUUGUUGCUCGGCCUGGACUACCUUCAUGGGGACAAGAAGCUCCACAGAGAUAUCAAAGCUGCGAAUGUCUUGCUGGGGGCAAAUGGACAAGUCAAGCUGGCAGACUUUGGGGUUUCGGGACAGUUGUCGGCAACAAUGACAAAGAAGAAUACCUUUGUUGGGACGCCAUUCUGGAUGGCGCCGGAAGUCAUCAAGCAGUCUGGUUAUGACCACAAAGCGGACAUCUGGUCAUUAGGAAUUACUGCACUGGAACUAGCUAAUGGCGAACCUCCUUACUCGGAUAUCCAUCCUAUGAAAGUCCUGUUCCUGAUACCCAAGAACCCACCGCCAGAGUUGGAGGGCAACUUUUCAAAGGCUUUCAAGGAGUUUGUCGAACUAUGCUUGCAGAAGGAUCCUAGAAAACGCCCAUCGGCGAAGGAGUUGUUGAAACACCCCUUCGUACGAAGGGCAAAGAAGACCUCAUAUUUAACGGAAUUGAUCGAGAGAUACGAACGGUGGGCUGUGCACCAUAAGAAUGAUAACGAUGAUUCUGGCGAUGAACGAGAAGAACAUCCGCCUACCGCGCCAGUUAAUGAGGAUCUGUGGGAUUUCGGUACAGUGCGACCUGUUGGGGGCAGAGGUGCAGGAAGAGCGGGCCUCAAUACUAUGGGAGAAUCUGCCACAAAUGCAAGGUCGUCGAGAUCAUCUGAGAGUGAAGACGAUUACGCCGAACGGCCUCGAGAACAGUCACCUUCCAAGAUGAAAGACUCGGGAUACGUAUCCAGUGCUGAUACCGUCAAAGCCAUGAGUUCUCCUGUCAGUAAUCAGCCACGGCAGCCGUCACCACAACGACGACCAGUCCCUAAUCUGCAACCUCAGUCUCCCACCAAAGUGCCCUUACCACCCUCUCCGGAGAGAAAUCGAUCAGAGAUCCCAGAGACUCCAAGGACGGCUCAGAAGACGUCUCAAUCUCAAAAAUCGCCCCAAACUCCUGACUACGAUCGUUCAUUACAAGAGCAACUGCAAAGAGAUAUGAGUUAUCUAAACCUUGGCUCACUUCCUUCGCCCCCGCCAGCGAAGCCGGAAAUUGUGCAACCACCACCAGUACAAUUCCAGGCUCCUCAACCAGUACCUCCUCUACCAGUAACACAGAAACAGUUACCAAAGCUUGGCCCUAUUCAACUCCCCGAAAUUCCACCAUUCCGAGGACAUACACAACCUUUACAGAAAGUCACCAAUCAACCUAAUACUGGCUUGUCAAAGCAGCAGCCGCUGCCACCACCACAACCAUUGGCAUCCCAAAAUAUAAAUCCUCGACAACUUGGCCAACCACCGUUAUUAGCCUUGCCAUCUAAGCUCCGUGAUAAUACACCUUCACGCGAAAGCCUAUCUUCGGAGUCAUCUCGAGCACCGCUCGCCAUGCCAUCUCCUGCCCCAGCCAGCCCCAAUGGUGAGUUGGAUGCUUUGAAUGAUGUGAUCUUCCCGGCACUUGAGGAGGCUCUCAAACGCCGGCAAUAUCGACUUCAACAGGCUUUCCGUCAGACAGGCGCAACACCUAGACAGCAACGAGCGCAAGCUGCACAUGAGAAAGUGAGGAAACUGGUGUAUAAGUUAGCACAUGUGUGUAAAGAGAUUGAUCACUGGGACAAGCAAGAACCAGUGGGCAUGGGUAAAGAUGUUGAUGUUUUCCUCGAAGGCUUACUCGAGGAAAUUCUUGUGAGGGUCGAGCCAGCAGACGAGGACGAAGGAGAUGAUAGAAGAUGA
Amorphotheca resinae ATCC 22711 is the source of this 2106-nucleotide messenger RNA. RefSeq lists its product as hypothetical. Lineage: Eukaryota; Fungi; Ascomycota; Leotiomycetes; Helotiales; Amorphothecaceae. Gene Ontology annotation, molecular function: ATP binding; protein kinase activity. The coding region runs from base 1 to 2106 and encodes 701 amino acids. Gene Ontology annotation, biological process: protein phosphorylation. The record is from RefSeq and is a predicted model, not a curated record. The transcript has 4 exons.